Messenger RNA from Pollicipes pollicipes, 2947 nucleotides. Its product is annotated as putative C-mannosyltransferase DPY19L1. The record is from RefSeq and is a predicted model, not a curated record. Lineage: Eukaryota; Metazoa; Arthropoda; Thecostraca; Pollicipedomorpha; Pollicipedidae. The transcript is spliced from 13 exons. Gene Ontology annotation, cellular component: nuclear inner membrane. Bases 95 to 2404 code for a protein of 769 amino acids. Gene Ontology annotation, molecular function: mannosyltransferase activity.
GUGCGGGGGCCGUGUAAACAUAGGGACGUGGAAUCGUUGGGGGUUGGUGGAGAAGCCUGAUUCCAGAUACAUCUGUCUGCGCCGGCCAGCGCCAAUGGUGGUCACCCGCGAGCCGGCCACCGAUGACGAGGACAGCGACUUCAGCCCGGGCCAGGUGCCGCGCCGCGAGCACGCGCCGCCCCGCCAGCGCCGCCGCACCAAGAGCUCCGGUGACAGCCGCAAGCCGUACGCGGCCGGGCGGCGGCCGGCGCCGCGCUCCGCCGCCGGCUUCACUCGCCUGGCGUUCGUCGUGGCUGGUCUGACGUGCGGCGGUCUGCACGCGCUGCAUGUCAGCACCCUGUUUGAGAACGACCGCCACUUCAGUCACCUGUCGACGCUCGAGCGCGAGAUGUCCCUCCGCACUGAGAUGGGCAUGUACUACUCGUACUUCAAGACGGUCGCCGAGGCGCCUGACCUGAUGUCGGGCCUGCACCUGCUGCUGGAGGACCGGCUGGUUGAGGCGCCGCACACUGUCAACGCCCUGCAGAGGUUCAACCUCUACCCGGAGGUGCUGCUGGGCGGCGCGUACCACUGGUACCGGCGGGUGACGCAGGCGCUGGGCUGGGAGACGCGCGAGUGCUGGAAGGUGGACCGCGGCGAGCGUCUGGCGCCAGUCUGGAGCUGCAUCGGGCUCGGCACGCCCGUCUUCUUCUACCUCGCCGGCGUCUGGCUCUGCGCCGCCCUGCUCGGCAUCGUGCUCUUCGUCUACGGCUGCCAGAUGGGCGGUAACAUAUGGGGCGGCCUCCUGACCGUCACCUGCUUCUUCUUCAACCACGCCGAGGCGACGCGCAUCAUGUGGACGCCGCCGCUGCGCGAGAGCUUCGCCUUCCCGUUCCUGAUGGCGCAGAUGGUGUACGUGUGCCGCACGGUCGCGUCCAAGCGGCCCAGCUGGCUUCAGGUGCUGAGCAUCGGCUGCAUGACAGCCAUCUCGCUGCUGUUCUGGCAGUUCUCGCAGUUCGUGCUGCUCACGCAGACGUGGCUGCUCUACCUGCUCUGGGUCGUCGGCGUGCUCAGCACCACGCAGCUGAAGGGCAUCCUGGCGGCACAGCUGUUGGGUCUGGUGACGGCGUUUAUGCUGCUGUUCGGCAACCGGAUGCUGCUGUGUUCGCUGCUGACGGGCGCGGUGCUGGCGCUGCUGCUGGUGGCGCUGACGCUGGAGGACCUGCUGCUGCUGCUGCCGCCGCCGGCCGGCGCGCUGGCUCGGCUUGGACUCGGCAUCGUCGGCACCGUCGGCCUCCGGCUGGAGCUCACUCACCUGCUGGGUGUCCACGACGAUAACCACGUGUGGAACAUCCUGCGCUCGAAGCUGGGCAAGUACCGUGACUUCGACACGCUGCUGUACACGUGCGCGCCCGAGUUCGACUGGCUGCAGCCGGCGACCGUGUCCCAGCUGAGCAGCACGCUGCUGCUGCCGUGUGCGCUGCUGGGCGCCGCGCUGGCCAUCUCGCUGUGGCUGGCCGGCGGGCCGCGGCCGGAGCCGGGCCGCCGGCCGGCCGCCGCCGCGUCCAGCAGCGACGAGGAGCCGCAGGCGAGCCGGCCGCGGCCGCGGCGCCGCCGCCUGACCAGCGGCGCCGGCGAGGCCGCGUCGCGGCCCGGCGCGCUGCUCGCCUGGGCGCUGGCCGUGCGCACCCGGCUCCGCCAGGACCUCGAUGUGGUGUACUCGCUGCUGCAGCUGGCCGUGUUCGCCGUGAUGGCGACGCUAGUCAUGCGGCUCAAGUUGUUCUUCACGCCGAUGCUGUGCGUGGCGGCGGCGCUGCUCGUCUCCAGAAAGUUCGUCUACUUCGUGCGCCUGCGCCGGGUGCACCUGGCCAUCGUGGCGGUGCUCGUCAGCGGCAUGGCCGUGCGCGGCGUCAAGAACAUCCGCAGCCAGUACGACAUCGUCGGCGAAUACGAGAACCCCGAGCUGGAGGAGCUGCUGGAGUGGGUGCGCACGGACACGGCGCCGACUGACACCUUCGCGGGGCCCAUGGCCCUCAUGGCCACCGUCAUGCUCACGACGCGGCGGCCCAUCGUCAACCACCCGCACUACGAGUCGGUAGGGUCGCGGCUCCGCACGCGCCAGGUGUACGAGGUGUUCAGCCGCCGCAGCGCCCGCCAGGUGUACCGCACGCUGAAGAGGCUCGAGGUCGACUACGUGCUCCUCUACGAGCCCAUGUGCUUCGGCGCGCCCAGGCCGGGCUGCGCCAUGGUGGACAUCUGGGACGUGGAAGACCCGGACAAUCGGCACCGGCCGCCGCUCUGUCACCGGCUAUUCGAGGACGACGCCUCGCCGCUGUUGCGCGUGUUCGAGAACUCGCAGUACGUGGUGCUCCGGGUGCCGGCCAAGUACGUCGAGAUUCCGGCGCCCAAGCAGAUGGCCUCAUGAGCUCGGCCGGCCGGGCCGGGCCGGGCCCUCAGACUGUGAUGCCGCGCCGAGUGGGGUGCCAAAGCGAGCCGCCGGGGCGCGCCAGGUCACGUGUGAUAGCGCACUAAACACUCGCCGCGUGUGUUCCGCGGGCGUGGUUCGAGCUUUUGUCGACAAAGAUUCGCCGCUGUUGCCAUGAACAGUCGUGCGUCACGGAUAAUGCAAUCAUUGGAAUGCGCGCAUUUUGGCGCGGAUUGGCCGCACUUACCUUGUGCGCGGCUGCCAAAUAAGCGUCCAAGCGUAAGAUGGGAUUUCCUGCGGGCCGGCGGCGUCCGCGUGCGGCUGGGCGCCUGCUGGGAGCGCCGCUGCCCGCCCGCCCGCUCCAGUCGCUGACUCUAGUCCGGCAGCUGUCGCCGUCGUUUCCACGACGCUGUCUCCGUCGCCCACCGCUGGGUUGUGUCUCCGCUGUGCCUCCCGACCGGCCGGUGCCGCGCUGCCGCGCUGCCGCUGGCAGGGCGUCCAGUGCACGUCUGUGUGGUGACGUCCGAGCGUGCUGCGUGCCGC